UUCGAUGUUAUAGAUUUUAUGAAAGAAAUCAAGCAAUGAAUUUUACAAACAAACCGUGUUAAAUUACUCCAGGAAAGAAUUUUUAAUCGUCUCAAUCACAAAGGAAAAUUUGAAUGUGUACGAUUUUGUUUAAAAAGUAUAUUUGAACAGAAUGAAGAGUCAGUUUGGUUGCUUCUCUUGUACGCCAAAUUGUAAAAAAAGAAACAAUUUAUAAAGGAAAAAUGGAGAUGGAUGAUGAAAGAAAAAAACACGAAGGCAAGAUGAAUAGGUUGGUGGAAAUGGCCAAUGCACAAAUCAAGAAAAAUGUAAAAAACAGUGAAGUGCAGAAGGUAGAAAGAGUUGAAAAGCUUGGUCAACAGGAAAGAGAAGAUGCAAACAGGAAACCACGUUUUGAUGUCGUAUCAGGUGUAGGUUACACUCAAAUACUCGAUGCUAUGUCACACUAUUAUGCUGAUAUAGAAUACAAUACUCUCCCACUAUCUGACCAACAAUUGGAGUUCUACACUACUUUUGUUAAGGAAGUCCUUCUCCCUCGCAUUGCUGAGAAAGAUUGCAGGUUUCAGUUUAAGGAAAUUAUCCAGUCUGGGAGUUUUAAAGAAAAUACAGUGAUUAACAAAAAAACCUAUUGCCAGAACUACAUAGAACACGAAUUUGAUUUUAUGUUAUGUAUGAAAGAUUUUAAUUAUGACUCGGUAAUAAUUAUCAAUAGUCAUGAAAGUGCAUUCAAAAAAAUCGCUUUAGUUGGGGAUGACAUGCCAUUAUGGAGAGAAUGGUGCGAAGUGAUUGACAAUGAAAACUUGUUAAUGCCAGAGAAAAUUAUGCACGCUUUUGAGGAUGCUGUGAAAGGGGUCAUGGAAGAAUUGAUGGCUCAAGAAAAAGGCUUAGCAUCUGGAUGUAUUGAAACAAGCAGAAAUGGACCUGCCGUAACUUGUGAAUUUGAUAUAGCAAGACUACCAUUGGAAAUGCAAUCACCUUAUGAGGAAGACGAAAGAAGCAUUAUUCAGCGGAAAGCUGGCCUCAACGUUAUCAAUAAUUGGAGUAUAGACCUUGUUCUUUGUCUCCCCACUAAUAUAAACUUAGGUAGUCAAUUUAACUUCGAAUCAACAUCACAGUUUUGGCCUUCAAAGAUGUUGAAGGAAAUUAUCUUGUCAAUGCCUCUUUUACUUGUUCCGAAAACGCAUGAAACUUCACAGGAAACAUGGCGAGUUUCUACGUCACCUGCUGAAUUACUUUUAGCAAAAGAUAUCAAGCAAAACUACCCUUUAGUAGCUCAGUGCUGGAUCAUUAUGAAAGCUGUGAUGAAAACACACCUUUAUAAGCCGAAGUGCGUCACUUCAUAUAUAUUGAAAAGUGUGGUUUUCCAGCUGCUAGAUCAUAUACCGCCAGAUUACUUAACUAAGCAAACCUCGCCUGAGUUUGUGUUGGGUAUCUUAGAUGCUUUUGUUAUUGGCUUAGGGCAGAGAUUUUUUCCUCAUUAUUUCAACAAGUCUAUUAAUCUCUUGUCUUCAACUUUGGAGCACAAAGAUUUAGAUGCACUGUUAAAAAUCUGCAUGCAGGUCAGAUUACAGCCUGAUUAUUACGUGAGAACAACUCCUAACUGUGAUACUUACUUUACUGAUCUGUUAUAAACAAUAAAUUUGGUUAUAAAAACUUGACAACAAGCCCUUGUGGUAAGGUUGAUAUGCCUGCUUGGAAAUUUCAGAAAACCACAAAAUAUUUCUUGUUUUUUAAAGGGACUACGAAACGAUUUAAUAAGCCCAAUUAAUGGAGUGUUAUAAACGGAUCACUCAGAAGGUCAAGAAAUUAUACACACUUUAGAAUCAUAUAGACUUGUAGACACCUGAUUAUGAAUAAUUACUUUUUUAUGAUGAAUUUGCUACUUUUUUUAUUUUCUAAAAAACAAAGUAAUUCUUAGCGGUAAAAAAGCUACGGUCUGUUAAAUACUUUAUUCGGAGAAACUUUCGCGAGAGAAACUUCGCGAAUUUCGCGUUUUUGGCAUUUUUCGUGAAACUUUGUCUCGCGAAACUUUUAAAAAAUGGCCAUUCGCGAAAGUUGAUUCAGUACAAACUUUCCAAAUUGUCGAUUCGCGAAAGUUUAUCCACUAAUAUUUAAAUGAAACUUGCCGGUCUUAAAAGUUAUUUCUUGACUCGCCCUCACUUGGCUCGACCUCCCCAUAAAAAAAGAGACAACUGGCGCUGGGAACGAGAUUGGAAUAACUUAGAGAUAAACAAAAGCGAUGAUGUUUCAAAUGUAUAAGUAUGGCUUAUAACCGAGUUACUGACGAAGAAGACGAUGACAACGAUGCGUGAGAGCCGGAAGAAGACGAGCCUAGAAAUGUGUUUGAUCUGCUUUGUGAUUUUGACGAUAAAACCAGUUUGUAAAUAGAGGUUUUUACAUACCAUUAGAAAGAAAAUUACAUCGUUGAAAAACACCUUUCUAUCAUAACAAAUAUAGGCCACUUUUUUUAUAACAACAUAAAAAUCACAAAUCGCGAAAGUUUAUCUCGCCAAAACUUUCCAAUUUCAGAUUUCGCGCAAGUUUAUAUAAAAAAUUUCGCGUGUUUUUGGACUCGCAAAAGUUUCUCUCGCGAAAGUUUCUCCAAAUAAAGUAUAUUAAAUAUCAGUAAAUCGAAAUUUUGUUUUGACGAAGGAACAGAGACAACACGAGGAGCUAUGUUACUUACUAGCUUGGAGAAAAUAAUUUAAUACCUCUAAAAAGAUUUAAAGUCAUUCGUUUUUUGUUUUGACUGGCUUUAUGUGUCAUAAACUUGCAUGUUUUUUAAAAAAAUUUUGAAGGAUUGAAGCUUGAAGUUUAAUUGUAUUAAGUAUCAUAUAUGGAUAUCCAAUAUAUGUGGGGAACUUUUCUGUCAUUUUUAGUUAUAUUUGGAUGCCGAUGAUUUAAGAUAUUGUUUUUGUCCUCAGUGAGCAUAAACAUCUCCACUUUCAUUAGCUCAACAAAACCAACUGUUUUCUUGUAGCCCUUUUAAUGAUCUAGAUUAUUCGCGAUAUUUUUAGAGGAAUUAUAAACAUUUUUUCCUUACUUUACAACGUGCUCUCUUUAAUUAAACUCAACUUUACAUAUGGGGCUUGAUGAUAAGGGAAAGUAUGUCUUCUACUUACUCCAGUCAUGACUUCAUUGUAUUUAAUGAAACUUUGUAUGUAUAUGAAACACAUAUACAUACCAUGACGUAGUUGUUAAACUGGUCAAGUUGUUUGGUUACAUUGUCAAGAAAAAAUAACAAUACUAUUGUUGACGCAAGAUUGCAUAUGAAUACCAGUAGCAGUUUUCAAAACACCAGUGGUGUGCACCAAUCAAUGGCUGAAAGUAAGUUUUUCACUAACGUUGCAGCUCGCUUUUAUCGUUUGUAACCUUUCCGUUAGAGACAAUUUUUGCGAAGUUAGAAAGUCGUAACUUUUUGCGAGAAUUUAAAUUCGCGAAUCACGAAAAAAGAUUUUAAUGAUGUUAAAUUUAUAUUGUUUUUAAGGGCGUUUGUGUCCCAGUAAACGCAAAGAGGUCCUUAAGACAGCUCUUUUAUUUGCAAAGUCGUUCCGACGUCUUUCAACUAGAAAAUACGUCUUAAUAUAAUCUCUGGCAGACCAGUCAAAUCUCCUUUGAAUAGAACAGGGGUCAUUUAAAGGUUACGUAACACCCAAUUUUGCUAUUUUAUACCACCUAGUGUUAGAUUUGUAACGUAUCGUAACAAAACUAGUAGAACCCACCCGCCCAUCCCGCCCUUUUUACGUAGUAUUUUGAAUCGUAAGACCUCCAUUUCCUACAGUACUAAAAACACUAAAUGUAACAGAUAAUCAGGCAAGCUGGUGUUCUAGCGAAGAAGAUAUAUUAGGGCCAUUUAUUAGGUUAUAUCUUCUAAAAAACCGCUAGAAGUGGGUUGAAUAAACAAACCCCUUAGUCUUAAACAUAAAAUAUAACAAAAGAAAAACACUUUUUAGAACAAUAAACGGUUCGGGAAAUUACCAAGUGGGAUAUUUUCUACGCAUCGGUUUACACUUGUUUUUUAUAAGAGCAAUAUUAUUGUAAGAAAAUGUAGGCUUAAACUUGCUGCCAAUAGGAACAAAGUAAAAUUAUUGGCAAGCUUGAA
Hydractinia symbiolongicarpus is the source of this 4099-nucleotide messenger RNA. Its product is annotated as nucleotidyltransferase MB21D2-like. Lineage: Eukaryota; Metazoa; Cnidaria; Hydrozoa; Anthoathecata; Hydractiniidae. Bases 222 to 1628 code for a protein of 468 amino acids. The record is from RefSeq and is a predicted model, not a curated record. The transcript is spliced from 3 exons.